GCUGCCGCGGAGCCGCCACAGCCACUCUGACAGCCGCGGUGCUGGGACCCGCGACCCUCACCACCUCAAGCAGCCUUCGCGGCCUCCACCGCGGCCCGAGCCCCGUCCCUCGCCUCGGCGCCCACAUCCGGGGGGCGGUCCGGCCGCCGUUGCUGCGGAGGCCGCAUCUGGCGCGCAUCUGGAACCGCCCGGCCGGCCGCGCUGGAGCCCGCGCCCGCCCUGGCCCGGCCGCGCCGGGAGCCCUGCCCGGAGCUGGAGCCGCACCUGGAGCCGCGGGCCCGGGGCCCUGAGCCGCGCAGCCGGCGCAUGGUGAACUCGCUGCUGUUCGGGGAGAUGGCCUUGGCCUUCGGCUGCCCGCCGGGCGGCGGUGGCGGAGGCUGCCCCGGCGGGGGCGGCGGCGGCGGCGGCGGCGGGGCCGGGCCGGGGCCGUCGCCUGUGACGGCGGCGCUGCGGGACGACCUGGGCUCGAACAUCCACCUCCUGAAGGGGCUCAACGUGCGCUUCCGCUGCUUCCUGGCCAAGGUGCACGAGCUGGAGCGGCGCAACCGGCUGCUGGAGAAGCAGCUGGAACAGCAGCAGAGCGAGCGCGAGCGGCGGCUGCGCUACAAGACCUUCUCCCGCGAGCAGGCCGUGCAGACCGGGCCCGAGCUGCUGCGGCCGCCCGCAGCGGGCGCCGGGCUCGGCAGCGGCAGCGGCGCGGCGGCCGGCGCCAACGCCAACGCCGUGGCCCUAGGCGGCCUGCCCCCCGGCGGCGGCUCGCACCCGCAGCACUACGGCCGCCUGCCCGGGACCAUCUGGAGCUACACGCAGGUGCGGCGCACGGGCGGCGGCGGCGUGGAGACGGUGCAGGGCCCCGGCGUGUCGUGGGUGCACCCCGACGGCGUGGGCGUGCAGAUCGACACCAUCACGCCCGAGAUACGCGCGCUCUACAACGUGCUGGCCAAGGUGAAGCGCGAGCGGGACGAGUACAAGCGGAGAUGGGAGGAAGAACUCGCCAAGCGCAUGAACCUCCAGACCAUGGUGGACACGCUGCAGGAGGCGGCACAGGAGGCCGAAGCCAUCCAGGAGGAGAUGAACGAGAAGAUCGAGCGGCUCAAGGCUGAGCUGGUGGUGUUUAAGGGGCUCAUGAGUGACCCCAUGACAGACCUGGACACAAAGAUCCAAGAAAAGGCCAUGAAGGUGGACAUGGACAUCUGCCGUCGAAUCGAUAUCACGGCCAAGCUGUGCGAUGUCGCGCAGCAGCGGAACUCGGAAGACGUGUCCAAGAUCUUCCAGGUGGUCCCCAAAAAGAAAGAGCGUAAGGUGCCUUCCGACGAUGACAUCUCCGAGCAGGAUGGGGAGGUGACAAACCGGUUCUCGGACGACGAGGUCGGCUCCAUGAACAUCACGGAUGAGAUGAAACGCAUGUUUAACCAGCUGCGCGAGACCUUUGACUUUGAUGACGACUGUGACAGCCUGACGUGGGAAGAGAAUGAGGACACACUGCUGCUCUGGGAGGACUUCACCAACUGCAACCCAACCAUCGACCUACAGGGCGAGCAAGAGGAGAAUUUGGGCAACUUGAUCCACGAGACAGAAUCCUUCUUCAAGACGAGGGACAAGGAGUACCAAGAAACGAUCGGCCAGAUCGAGCUGGAACUGGCCACGGCCAAGAGCGACAUGAACCGACACUUGCACGAGUACAUGGAGAUGUGCAGCAUGAAACGCGGCCUGGACGUGCAGAUGGAGACCUGCCGCCGGCUCAUCAAAGGCUCCGCAGACAGGAACUCACCAUCCCCCAGCUCCGUGGCCAGCAGCGACUCAGGAAGCACAGACGAGAUCCAGGAUGAGUUUGAGCGGGAGGCGGAUGUGGAGCCCAUGGUCAGCUGAUGACUGAGGCCCCCUGCACCUGGUGGUCUAGGUGAUGAGGCCUCUGCGCCUGCUCCCCACGGGGCCAGGAAGGCUCCUCGGAGCGGGGCUCCCGUCCUCACCACGCCGACUCCCUCUGCCCUCCCGUCUCCAGAGGCCCUGAGGGCCCGCUGCUUCCUUCCUUCCACCCCACCAACCCAUGCCCCUUCUCCAUCCACCCACCCAAGGAAUGGUGCUGUCAAUUUCUAUCGUUCUCCACAUUACAGAUGCAGACUUCUGUCCGGACGAUGCAGUGUUAACUGUGCCUUUUCCCCUAAGCUGAGCCACUUUGAGCUCCAAAGAAUUAUUCCUAGCAGGUGUUUUUAUACAAAAUUCUGAGGUGAGGGUGGGGCCCCUGGCAUGGUAUCCAAUGGAUUUCUACCCUCCCACCUGCUCCUCUGAUUGGCCGUGAGCUAUGCCCUUCCCUCCUCUGCCUGGCCAGUGCAGACCCGAGUUGGCCUUGGGGUGGUCUGCCUGCCCCCCGCCCGCCCCCCCCAGGAAGGAGCUGUCUGCCUUUGCAACCCUUCUAGGCCUGGGUGGGGGCCUCUCAAGUGCUUUAACUUGAAAAGACGGAAGGAGGGAGGGAAGACAAAAUUUUCUUUUCUUUUUGGAUCUAGUGGCAAAGCGGAGGGACAAGGCACUGCAGGGGGGAAGUGGAGUCUCACUGUGUUUAAACUACUAUGCAAAAAAAAACAAAACAAAACAAACAAACAAAAAAAAAAGCAGCUUGCCUUAUAUCAUUGUGGAAGGUAGGCCCCCCGCCAGCCCAGACUCCUGGUUUUCCCCUGGAGCUCAGAGGGAGGCGGAAGCUCGGGCGAUCUCUCUCGCAGCCUCUUAGGGUGAGCACUGACUUGGGAAUGGGGGGGGGGGUGUUCUGUCAAGGUCGGUAGUGAGGCCUGGGUCCUUCAAGACCCUUGGCCCACCCGACUGCUUGCUCUCUUGGGACCUCUGUGGGGUGGGAGAGGUCUACUAUCGCCCUGAUGACUUGAUGUGUUUCUGUCCCUUCCCAGCCAAUGAUAAGGGGCCAUAGAUGUGUAAUUUCUCUGUGAGAAAGUCCGAAGAGGGCUCGGCCUGGCUUCCACCCCCUCCACAGUGGGGCUGGGUUCCUACCGCCUGCCGCCAUCUUGGUUCUCCACUGCCCCCAGUCGCCCACUUCUUGGCCACUGGCUGGCACUGGAAAGGGAAGGAGAGGGAGGCAGUGAGGGCUGCUGGCGGUUCAGAGGCAGUGGCAGGAGCGGAGGUCAUCUCUGGAUGAGAACCACCCUUGUUCUGCUCGUGGACACACGCAAGCCUGUUUCCAUACUUCACCGGCCAGUGGGGAGUUAGUCUGAGCCAGUAUCUCCCCAAGACUUGAGCGGGCCUGUGUCAAAAGGCACCACGUCGAGGCCACCCUGCCACAUCUCAGCUUGGAGCCAGGCGAGCAGGUUUCGCUUUGUAAGGAAGAUUUCUUUUUGUACCCACUCCUGUGGGUGGGAUUAUCCAAUUUUUGGUUUUUUAUUGGCCCAGGAGCUCCCCCUGGAGGUCAAAGAAGCAAAAUGGGCCCAAGGACCAGAACUUCCCACCUGCUGCUCCGGUUGCGGAGAUGAAGGAGGGCUCUGGCUUUAAAUCGGAUUGCAGCCCCCUGCCUUUCUUCCUCAGGGUACCAGCGACCUGUCAGGGCCUUCUCUCUCUUCUGUUUCCCCCCCUGUUUUGCAGUCUUAAAACCACUGUAAAUAAUAUUCAUAUAAUAUAUAUAUAUAUGGAGAGAGAGAGCGUGUGUUAGUGAUUGUAUGUAAUUUUUAUUUAUCAGAACUUGGUGGCCUUUACUGUGAGUUUUUUCCAUUGUUGUUGUUGCUGAGGGAGGCUGCUCGCGGUUCCCUGCGGCGGCCUGGAUGAGAGGCCUCUAUUCCCAGGCGAACGGUCCCUGGGUAGGUACGCGGAGGGACGCUGGCUUCGGAGGCCCCUUCCCCUCCUCCUCACUGACCCUUGUUCUAAAGGUUACAGGGUUCAAACAUACCUGACUAUUAUUGUCAUUAGUGUUGUUGUUUUAGUUUUAAGUUUUUAUUUUAACCAAAGGUUAUCAGAGCCAGUUGGGCUGGGACCUCGGCUGCUGAAAAGAUUUUCCGUUUCCGGGAGGACCCCUCGGGCCUCCUCUGUCCGGAGCUGGCGGAGGCCUGGAACGGCGUGUUUGGGAGGCAGGGUGGAAGCCAGCCCUGGGCUGCUCCUCAAGGUGGUGGGCGGGUGACGGACCUAUCUUUAGUGUUAAGAGUUAAGGCAACAGUGUAAGUAUCUGGGGGUAACCAAGGUGACCAGGGCAGGCGGUGUCCGGUGGUAUUAUUUACGCUUCCCCCCUUGGGGACAUAGGACGUUUGUCUCUGGGACUAGUGUGCUUUAUGUUUGCCCAGGCAGUAUGGAAAUGGCAGGGGCCAGAGACAGAUGCUGGCCGGAAAGUUCCUUCUUGCUGGUUUUCCAUAGCUGCUCCCCUCUGGGGAGCAAGGAGUUGGGGCAGGAUGAUGGGGGUGGGGGACAGCAAGGGGGUGGCCGGCCUGCCUCCUGGGCAGGGGGCCUGGGUCUUGGUCUGGCUACCCUCCUCCCCACCAACUUCCUUUUUUUUUUUUGAGUCCAUUGCCAGUGGGCCCUGCUUGUCCCCUCGCCGUGAGCCCACAGCUUGCCAAGAAAGCCCCCAACGCUCGCUGGGGCAGCCCCAGGUCCAGUUGGGAUGAACUGGUCCGUCCUUUGUAAAGCUGUAAAUAGUCAAAUUUCUAUUUCUAAGCCCAGUGUCACAUUGAUACUGGUAUUUUAGGGUUGUUCCCAGAUGGACCCUCCUGUGCUGCCCUCUCUCACUCUCCUAUUUUUGGGGGUUUUAUAAAAAGAGAGGAUCGGGGAGGAACAGGGGGAGUAGCUUCCUUUCGGCUCCCUGGUUGUGGGAUCCAUGCGCGCGCAUGCGCGCGCGCACACACACACACACACACACACACACACACACACACACACUCCUCUGAGACUCCAAACAGGGAAAAAAGAUCUUCGGCAAGUAAACACAUUUUGUUUUCUUGUAGCAAUAUAUCUUGAGGUCUCUGAAGGGUCAGUCCGUCCUGGACUUGGCUCUGACCUACGGGAGAAGCAAACCACUUUGGCUUGGAAUGGGGGGGAGGGUGCGGGGUAGGGGAUGAUAGAAGGUGUCGCUUAAGCUAAAUGUAAUCUAUUUAUAAAAGCAAGAGAUUCUCAUCUAUUUUUAUGAAAGGAAAGGGUUUUUAAAUCUAGGGUAGGCAGUUACGGCAGCCCAGCGUUCUUCUGUGAAUGAGAUGCAUGUUGCUGCUGCUGAGUAUAGCCAGUGCCCCUCGCCCCAUCUCCCCGGCCUCACCGCCUGCUCACCUGCACCCAUGAGCGGCUUCAGCAGAGCCUACGUCCCACUUCGCCUCAUUUCCCUGCUCCUUGACCCCUCCCCCAGCUCCUUGGUCCUUGAAAGUCUUUGGGGGGGCACUUGUGGGAGUGGGUGGGCAGUGGGGGAUUCAGAAUUGAGGUGGGUGGGGGGAGGGGAAAGGGGGGCACCAGGUAGGGGGACCAGCUCUGCCUCAGUUGUCACUCACACUCCGGUCUGCCAUAUCCAUUUCCAAGUCAGCUGUGUUUGGGAGGAGGCGGAGAAGCCACGGGGCUGUUGGUUCAGGGAGCACUCGGCUUCCUUGGGGCCCGGGCCCUAGUGGGUCCCAGGUCGUCAGGCAGCUGGUGCCAGGGAUGGAAUUGCCAGGCGACGCCUACCUCCCAGCCCCAGCUGCGCGUACUCAGGCCGCAGCCCAGGCUGUAGUCUUUGAUGUGCUCUUCCGGGGCCUGGGGGCGGACUAGGGUGCUGCGUGCGGGGUCUUGCACGUGUGGGGUCUUGAACCUGGGUUCACCACCUGGAGAGACACCGAGUUCUAGAAGGAUGCUCUCCCGGAGUGCAGUCUGGAGGCAGCUGGGUGGGUAUGGGCAAAGGCAAAUUCUCUCUGAAAGGGAAUUUUUCACGGGCAGAGGAUUUCCAGGUUCAAGGUGGGCUGUGUGUUGGUCUUGGGCAAAUCCCCCACUGUUCCCGCUGCCAGGCCCUCAAAGAAGUGAGGCGAAGGCACCAUCCCCACCCCCCAGCAAGACCGCUUCGGUGGACCUUUUAGCAUCUACCUGAUUUUUAGCCCCAUCCAGGGGGACUUUGUAUCCCACAAUCCCAUCCCACCCCACUGUUGCUGUUUGUCUGCCAGUUGGGUCUAGUGUCAAGGGGAAGGGGGGAGGGGCGUUUAUACUCAUUGAAAGACUACUGAUCCUACCGGAAACCAACCUGUUUACUGUACUGUUGUAAAUAUCAUGCCCUUUAUAUCCUGUAUAUUGGCUUCUUUUAAAUAAAGUGAAAUGUCUUAGAAUUGA
Molecule: messenger RNA, 6258 nt
Organism: Hyaena hyaena (striped hyena)
Lineage: Eukaryota; Metazoa; Chordata; Mammalia; Carnivora; Hyaenidae
Gene: IFFO2
Product: intermediate filament family orphan 2
Exons: 9
Coding region: 307-1869 (520 amino acids)
Source: RefSeq, a predicted model, not a curated record